CACACACACAAGGAAAGAGAAGAAGAGAGUGAGAAAUAAGAAUAACCAAAUCUUGUCAUCUCCCUCCACAUUUCUCUCUCUCUUUCUCUCUCUCUCCCUCUCUCUCUCGCUCGCUCUCUGCUGUCCUCGUGUGCUUCCUCCGAACUACUCGCUCCUUUCGGUCUAAACCACAUUAGUCAUUACCUCUCUGUCUCUCACAUUAAACAGAUCCUCACAACCCUUAAAAAAAAAACCAGUUCUACUUCUUCUUUUUUCUUUUUUCAUUUUUUGUUAAUUAUUUUUUUUUUUGCUCUAAAAAGAAUUCCAUUUCUUAAUGAACAAACCCUCCAGCACCAUCUCUUCUUCUUCUCCUCCUCCUCCUUCUUCUUCUUCUCUGUUGGGAUCAUUUAGCAUCUAAGUUUUCACAGUGAAUUUGAAUGAUGGAUGUUGCUGAGCUUGAAGAAAAUCUUUUUGCAGCAAGUGAUGCCAAGUUACAUGGAGAAAUGUGCAGGACUCUUUCUGCAAUAUAUUGUAAAAUAUUGACAAUAUUUCCUUCUCUAGAAGCAGCUAAGCCUAGGAGCAAAUCUGGAAUACAGGCAUUAUGUUCACUGCAUGUAGCUUUAGAGAAGUCGAAGAAUGUUCUUCAGCACUGCUCAGAGUGUAGUAAACUUUACCUGGCAAUAACUGGCGACGCCGUACUUCAAAAAUUUGAAAAGGCUAAGUCUGCACUUGUUGACAGUCUUAAACUGGUGGAAGAUAUUGUUCCUCAAUCUAUUGGGUGUCAGGUUGAGAAAAUUGUGGAUGAACUUGCAAGUACGGUUUUUGCAAUUGACCCCUCAGAAAAACAAGUUGGCGACGAUUUAAUUGCAUUGCUUCAGCAGGGAAAGAAGCUUGACAACUCUAAUGACAGUAGUGAACUUGAAUGUUUUCAUCAGGCUGCUACUAGACUUGGAAUUACAUCUUCAAGAGCAGCUCUUACUGAACGAAGAGCUCUCAAAAAACUCAUUGAAAGGGCUCGGGCUGAGGAAGACAAGCGGAAGGAAUCAAUUAUUGCAUAUCUUUUACACCUCAUGAGGAAAUAUUCUAAGUUGUUUAGAAGUGAGUUCUCAGAUGAUAAUGAUUCUCAGGGCUCCCAACCCUGUUCACCUACUGUUAAUGGAUAUGUUGAGGAUGGUGUUCAGACUCAAGCGUUUGAUAGAGUGUUUUCAAAACUUAGUUCCAUUAACUUAAAGCCGAAUAAUAGAAAAUCAGGCCCGAUGCCCCUUCCCCCUGAAGAGUUGAGGUGUCCGAUAUCUCUGCAACUCAUGAGUGAUCCUGUUAUAAUUGCUUCGGGUCAAACAUACGAAAGGGCUUGUAUAGAAAAAUGGUUCAGUGAUGGGCAUAACACCUGCCCAAAGACUCAACAGAAACUUCCACAUCUUUUAUUGACUCCUAAUUACAAUGUCAAGAAUCUUGUGGCUAGUUGGUGCGCACAGAAUGGAAUUCCUAUUCCUGAAGGCCCUCCUGAAUCUCUUGAUUUUAACUAUUGGAGAUUGGCUUUAUCAGAUACCGAUUCCACAAAUUCAAAAUCUGUUAACAGUGUAAAUUCUUGCAAGUUGAAAGGUGUGAAAGUGGUUCCAGUAGAAGAGAGCAGCAUGUCAGAGCAAACUGGGGUAGCUGGAGCUGAAAGUGUGUCUACACAAGAGGACGAUAAUGAACAGUAUCUUAGUUUUCUGAAAGUCUUAACAGAAGGGAAUGACUUACAGGGGAAGUGUAAGGUUGUACAAAGGUUAAGGAUGUUGCUAAGGGAUGAUGAGGACGCCAGGACAUUUAUGGGUGCUAAUGGAUUUGUUGAAGCACUUAUGCAGUUUCUCCAAUCAGCUUUGCAUGAAGGAAAUGCGAUGGAUCAAGAAAAUGGAGCUAUGGCCCUGUUCAACCUUGCUGUGAACAAUGACAGAAACAAGGAAAUGAUGAUAUCAGCCGGAGUCUUAUCCUUGUUGGACGAAAUGAUCUAUAAACCUACUUGCUAUGGCUGUGCAACUGCCCUCUAUCUAAAUCUCUCUUGCCUUGAAGAAGUCAAGCCUAUGAUUGGUUCGGGUCAGGCUGUCCCAUUCCUAGUCAAGAUUCUUAAAUCCAGCUCUGAUAUUCAAUGCAAGCUAGAUUCGCUCCACACUCUCUAUAAUCUUUCUACCGUACCCACCAACAUUCCAUACCUCCUUUCAUCUGGAAUCAUUGUUGGCUUGCAAUCCCAGCUUGUAGGCCAGGGUGAUAGUGUGUGGACCGAAAAAUGCAUAGCUGUAUUGAUAAAUUUGGCGGUUUCUCAACUGGGUAGAGAGGAAAUGGUGUCAUCUCCAGCAAUCAUAAGCACAUUGGCAUCGAUACUCGACACUGGUGAGCUCCUAGAGCAAGAGCAAGCCGUCGCAUGUCUCCUAAUUUUGUGUAACCGGAGCAAGAAAUGUUGCGAGAUGGUCCUUCAAGAAGGGGUCAUCCCUGCCUUGGUCUCAAUAUCGGUAAAUGGGACGUCAAGAGGCAGAGAAAAAUCUCAAAAGCUGUUGAUGCUCUUCCGAGAGCAACGACAAGAAGAGCAUUCCCCGAUCAAGCCACAAGGCCGACCAGAAACCAGCAAUUCAUCUAUACCUAAGCCUGAGAUGAAACCACUAUGCAAGUCUACAUCUAGGAGAAAGGUGGGGAAGGCUUUAGGCUUUCUGUGGAAAAGCAAGAGCUAUUCUGUUUACCAGUGUUAGGUCUCAAUGCAAAUCUUUCGAUGCUUAGCUUCUAUUAGCCCUGGUUUUUAUCCUAAGCUCAAGUCCUGUUCCAUUGGGUGCUCCGGCUGGUUUUUCCAACGCGUAGAGAUGUACAUGCAUGUGUAAUUUUGUGGAUUCUGUUAAUUCUUCAGUUUCUUUCCUCAUUGUAAUAUCAGUCAAUUCUUAGUAUUAGAUAUUUAUUUAAUUUUUGGUAAUAUAUAAUAGGUGUUCCACGUUUUAAAUUUACUUUUGAAAGGUCAAGUUAGAAACACACAGAAAUGUUUCUCUAUCUUAUUUAAUAGUUGGAUAUUAUCAGCCUUUUCAAACCACAGCUGCCAGCGUUUAGAUUGCCGUUGUCAGCUACUGGACCGUUGCUGGAAAGUCAUUGGCGGCCAUCGGUGCAUGUUCUACGGCAAUGUGGUACGUACUUUUGUCCUUGAAUUUUGUUUCUACUUUAUGGAAGUUCUCAAGAAUUCUGUUUCAAGACAACUAACAUUUAGUCUACUUGUUCGUGUUUACACUAUUGAUCAUGUUUUUGUCCAAGGACAUGAACCAAACAAAGCAUGGAGAUGUUUUGUUUAUACACCCAAAAUUGAGUAAAGUCUGGAGAACUUGGAGAAAUGAGCUUCAGAUAUUGAACCUUCUAUUGUAUUCUUUUGAAGCGUAAGUCUUCCAAAUUGGAUAGCUGACCAAACCCUUCAUGUAAGUUCCCUUCAAUUCAUUGCUAUCAAGUCCUAAUACUUGAAGAGAAGAAAACCGAGAAAGGUUUGUCAUCAUACUAGUAAUUUGAUUCCUUCCCAAAUCCAAAGUAGGCAAUGAAUGCAAGGAGAAAAUGCAUGAACGAGCUCGUCUUAUUGUUAGAUAGGUCUAGUUCACUCAAAGUUCUACCACGUACUUGGCUUUGAAGGAAGUUAUUUGCAAGAUAUAACUGCUGUACUAAAUUUAUGAAGACAUUGAUCAAUCACUACAUUUAAUUUCUCACAAUUUGUGCACCAGUAUUGUACUCAACAAUGCUUCUUACCACCACCCUUUUUCCCUUGUUUCCCUUUACCUCCUUUCUUGGUCCCUUUACUAGACAUUGAUCUUGAUGUUGAUGUUGACGGUGCUGAAUUUAGCAAAUGCCUCACAUGAUCACAUCCAGUAUGCCAUUUUUAAAGUGUAAUGUUA
Arachis stenosperma is the source of this 3869-nucleotide messenger RNA. RefSeq names its product U-box domain-containing protein 6-like. The transcript is spliced from 7 exons. The record is from RefSeq and is a predicted model, not a curated record. Bases 417 to 2702 code for a protein of 761 amino acids. Gene Ontology annotation, biological process: protein ubiquitination. Gene Ontology annotation, molecular function: ubiquitin-protein transferase activity; protein binding. NCBI's taxonomy places the organism in Eukaryota, Viridiplantae, Streptophyta, Magnoliopsida, Fabales, Fabaceae. Gene Ontology annotation, cellular component: cytoplasm; nucleus.